This is a messenger RNA of Trichomonas vaginalis G3, 923 nucleotides long. RefSeq names its product phage tail repeat-like family. The annotation marks the transcript as partial. Lineage: Eukaryota; Parabasalia; Trichomonadida; Trichomonadidae. The transcript has a single exon. The record is from RefSeq and is a predicted model, not a curated record.
AUGUCAAGUGAAGUGACAAGAGCUGAAAACGAAUAUUCUAAAAAGACUCAUACACAUACCAUUGCAAAUAUUACAAACUUACAAGAAACCUUAAACAGGAAAAGUGACGUUGGACAUACACAUACCAUUGCAAAUAUUACAAACUUACAAGAAACCUUAAACAGGAAAAGUGACGUUGGACAUACACAUACCAUUGCAAAUAUUACAAACUUACAAGAAACCUUAAACAGGAAAAGUGACGUUGGACAUACACAUACAUCUUCUGAAAUAACAGACUUAAACGUUAGCCUUGAAAAGAAGGCAGAUAAGAACCAUACACACGAUUUCUUCGCAACUGUUGGUAUAGAAAAUAUUGAAGGAACGGUUGAAGAAACUGGGGAUGUAUUAAAUUGGAAACCUCCUAACUUUCCACAAGGUUUAACAUCGGAGGAUGACAUAACAACGAUGAAAGACAUUAAAUGUAGAAAUGUCUAUGUCAUGGAGGAUGAAAACAAAGUUAAAUUCACUGCUCAAGAUUUAUAUGAUAAAAAAGCUGACAAAACAGAGCUUCAAACAUUAAAGACAGAAAUACUUCAAACACUAUAUCCUAUAGGUUCUAUUUACACGUCAAUGAACUCUACCAAACCAGAAACAGUUCUGGGUUUUGGAACUUGGACUCAAAUAGUCGACAGGUUUUUGUAUUGUGCAAACUCUUCAAAGGAAACAGGUGGAAGUAAAACGAUUUCAGGUGCAAAUUUACCUGCGCACAGUCACUACGUAAAUUUAAGUACAUCUGAAGCAGGUUUGCAUAGUCAUAGAUUUUGGGAUUGGUCAGCAAUGACAAAAGGUAAAGGAUAUGAUGUUAAAGAGGACGUUAAGUUUGCUAUAAAUUGUUACUGGGAUAACACUGAUGUAGGAGGAAUCCAUUCACAUCGCGUUUCAGG